UGUGUUAUUGCCUAUGUUUGUAAAAGCAAAAGGAAAAUCAACAAUCCUAGCCCUUUAUCCUUUAUGGUAGUGCCAUAGUUCUUCACGUUCUUUUAAAAUGAGGAAUAUGUAUCUGUAUAAUUUAUCCCGUUCAUUUUCUGUCGGCUUAAUAAAAUAUUCAUAAUUAAUUUAUUUAUAAAAAUUACUUGGGUAAAUAAAUGUUGGAUUGGGAUUAAUUAAUGCUUAUUAGUCUUAGUCGUCUUAGACUUUUUUAGACCUAAGACUUUGACUCACUUUGAGUUUGACUUACCUACUAAUUAAGACUACUAAUAAUUUUUCUUUUUCUUUAGCUUACUAAGUCAAGUUUAGGUACAAUGUCAAUGAUUCUUUUUUUAAAAAUUGGUCAUCAUUCUGAUUAUUAAUUAUUGCCUUGUGCCUUCAAACCCCCACUGCAUGAUUCCCUCACAAAGUGGCACUGGAAAUCAGUGAAAUGUCCUCAUCAACACUGGCACAGAAACAUUGCAAAUCCCCUCUACAUGCAUAGGAGCCAAAAUGAUCAAUAAAUUGAUUGUGGGCCCUUAAUAUAUAUAGAAGAAAAAAACACUUUGUAAUUAUAGGGCAGUAGGCACUUUGUUUGGUAUUUGCCAGAAACACCCGAAAAACGGAUAUCCCAAUUUUUUUUUCAAAAUGGCUACCUCCACUUUUUAAUUUACUGAGGGUACCGUUAUUUCACCUUUAAUAGUCGAUUUUAGCAUAAUAAUAAAUGCUAUGUCCGUCAAAGACUUAAGUGCAGACAUCUUGCUUGUUCUUUAAGAAUUUAUUAGAUUUUUUUCGAGGUUAAAGCUUUGAAAAUUAUUAUCAAUAAUAUUAUAAACUAUAGAUAUUCUCUUUUUAAUUACAAGAAAAUUGCAUUCGAUUUCAAUUUUUUUUACCAAAAUGCCCACAAGUUUUUUUAUUAUCUUUACAUAUGUUUUUGCCCUGUUUACUUUCCCUGCAGGUGGAUUGUAGCAUUAUUUACUGUGAAAAGUAAAUAGAAUUGCUCUUUUUUUAAUUUAAUAUGUUUGCCAAGUUGAAAAAAAAGAUAGAAAAUGAGAGCGGUGCAAGUUUAAAUUCUGAGUCUCCUGGCAAAACUACACAGCAUCGACGAGAUUCUGGUAAGCUUUUAGCAGCCAUUAUCUUUAUGAUUACAUGGAUUCAUUACAAGACAUCAUUUCAUUUUUUUAAGCUGCAAACAACCGUCUCUUAGUUUAUUAAAUUGCAAAAUGUGUUGUAUUAGGGAAUUUUACAUAACUUUAUUUCCAAUACAGCAGUGUCCAGAAAAAUGGCAUAGCGUGUAAUGACUAUUUUUAAAGUAGUCUCAGCUUAAGUUAAUCAAUCAAUUUAUGAGCCUUUAAAUUCUGAUAAGUUUCUAAUGCAAUAUUCUAGUUGUAUUAUCUGUCAUUCUACAUUAAACUUGUUUCAGUUUCCAGUCUCCCAAGGGCAGGAAGCUAUCAACAUCUUGGUCCAUCUCCCCCAGGAAGCAUCACAAGUGAAGAUUCUUCUGUAAGCUUAAAUUAAACAAAAUUGCUUAUAUCAACUUAGGGUUUAUUACAACUGGGGCGGAAGAAAAGUGUAUAUCCAACUGGAUGUUUAAACAAAGUUCCAAAGAAGUCAAUUUCUAUUCUGAGAAAUUCACUUUUUCAAAUUUACUCAGCACUUUAAGUAAAUUCAAAAGUAUAAACUUAUAAAAUGUGUUUCCCUCUCCAGAUGCGGGAUGUAAGCAAUCCUAGGGAUGAACUGGCCAUGCUCCUUCAGAGGAAAACUGAGCAGUGUAAAAAAUUGGAGGGAAAUAUAAGUGGUACGAUUGUAAUUGCAGUAUAGAUUUUUUUCUGAUCAUAGACAUACAAUUUUGAUUAAUUAUUAUUUGUAUACUGCCACAAAAAUGCAUGAAUUAAAAUCCUACCCAUUGUUAUUAGAACUCAUGGUGGGCAUUCCUAUCAAAAAUUUUUUUUUCUAAAAUGUGUCUUGUUCUAUAAUGAUUAAAUUAUUUUCAAUAAAUGUAUCACUGCUUUAAAAUUAUCAUUUCUAAUGUAAUCUGAAUUAUAUGAAGUGUUAAUUUUUGGGUUAUGGCUACCCUUCAUGUGUGAUUAACAAUUUCAGAUUUAGCAGCUUUAAUAAAAGACAAGAGUAAAACUAUUGAUAAAUUGGAGCAGGUCAUAAAGCAGAAUGAUGAUGGUAAUUGCAGUACUACUUGCCUUGAUACCAAGUAUUGUAGCGUUGCUUGAAACAUCUAAUUUUAAAUAUUUUUAUACUUAAUAAAUUAACAUGAACUUUUAUACUUAAUAAAUUAACAUGAACAUAACCUUAAAUGUAUUAAAUUAUUUUUGGAGUAAAUUAUUACAUGGAUUUAAAAGGGCUAUUUUGAACCUAUGAAAACCUCAAUCAAUUUAUUCUUUUAAGGGACUUAUUUCUUUUACUAUAAAAUAGAAUCAACCUUUGAUAUGAUCAUUUUUUUUUUUUAAACUUGUUCUUCUCCUAUUCACAGUUACCAAUAAAAAGCUUCAGGAGCAAAAGGAAGAGUUUGAGCGCUACCGCGAUAAACUCAUUGAAGGUUAUCAAAACGAUAAGCUCAAGCUUGAUAAGGUAACCUUUUCAAAGUCAUUCUCUUUAUUUUCUGCUACUUUAACACUCUUGAGACAAUUUGGCUGGGCUGAUCAGUCGAAUGACAAAAACAGGCGAAAGGCCUUUCCAUCAGCCCAACAACAAAAGCCUAGAGAUUGGCUAGCUGGUCUUUGUACCAGCUGAUUUUAUAUCAUUUUUUUUUUACCACUAUAAAGGCUUAAAAAUAUGCCAAAGGCAUAAGCAUCCCUUAAAGGCAUAAGCAUCCCUUAAAGGCAUAAGCAUCCCUCAAAGGCAUAAGCAUCCCUUAAAGGCAUAAGCAUCCCUUAAAGGCAUAAGCAUCCCUCAAAGGCAUAAGCAUCCCUUAAAGGCAUAAGCAUCCCUUAAAGGCAUAAGCAUCCCUUAAAGGCAUAAGCAUCCCUCAAAGGCAUAAGCAUCCCUUAAAGGCAUAAGCAUCCCUUAAAGGCAUAAGCAUCCCUCAAAGGCAUAAGCAUCCCUUAAAGGCAUAAGCAUCCCUUAAAGGCAUAAGCAUCCCUUAAAGGCAUAAGCAUCCCUUAAAGGCAUAAGCAUCCCGAGUGGAAUAUUCUAUGCAGUUUUUUCCACAUUGAAUCUCAUUCAAAUGUUUGUUUGGACUUAUGAUGCUUCAACAAUAAUAAAAUUUAACAAAAUUUCUGUUAGUGAUGCAUGUUUAUUAUAAGUGCAACAAAAAUGUGCAUACUUAAGUUAUGGAAAUUAGGAUACCUCAUUGGCAUAAAUGCUGAGAUUUCAGAUUGAUUCAUAAAAAUCCUAUGAGUUCAUUCAAUUUCCCACAAUAAUAUUUAAUUUUAUAUUUGUAAAGUAAUUUCUAUAUUUUUUAUCAUUUUUUUUGCAAAGUAAAUGUAGGGCUUUUAAAAGGGCUCCGUCUUCUAGGAGAGGACUGUCGCAAAGGCUCCAUCCCAAAUAGGUUAAUAAAUAUAAGUUUUCAUAUAACCUCCAAAGCCAUGUUUACCUAAAAUUAAAUUUUAAAAGGGUGUUUUUAUAUAAAAUUUGAAAUGUCUUUAUCUCGUAAACCUUUUAUAAAGCAGACAGGUACCAUGGUAGCAGCUUUUAAACCAUUUAGAUUUUUACAGCUAUCAUGACUGAGAAAAUUCAAUAACACUCUUUUUUUGUACUUAAGUAAAUUAUUAAUUUCAUAAUUUUUAGGGUUUUUUUUUUAUUCAAGAUUAUUUUUUAAAAAUAUCACAUCCACCAAGUAAUUUUUGAAGAAUAUUUAUUAGGCAAAACUUGAUUGAUCAUAUAAUGUGGACGAUUAUGAAGGGGUCCUUGUUUAAUGUUAGCUUUGAGUACUUAUCCCUUUAUAACAGAACAAUCAUUGGUCUCUUGAAGAUUUGCUGUCACAGUCUGUUCACUCAUUCACUUCAAUACCAUGUGUUGUAAAUGAAGAAGCCAUUUGAUUACAAACAAAAAAAAUUGUGCAUUGAUGUUGUGCUGUCAUCUAAAAAAAAAAAAUUCAGUUGUGAAAAGCUGCUUCCUGGGCCCUUUGUCAUGACAGUCACCUUUUUCUCUUUUUCUACUUACAACUUUCACCCAAACAAGGUGUUGUUGCAUUCUACUUGAAGUAGAUAUAUGUAUUUCGAGUCCAUCAUUUUGAUUUGCAUCAUUUUAAUCAUUUAACUAGUUAAUAUUAUUGCCUUUAGAGAUCAACAAUUUUUGCUUGUUUUAAAAUUGUCUUUUACUUCUUUUUAGUUUUCUUUCUUUGGGAAAUAAAAUAGAUCCGGCUCAGAGGAUCUUUGAAAACCCCCCCUCCCUUCCAGGGUUUAUUGUCUAUAUACUGGUUUUAUAAAUAACAUUCAACUUCUUGGCAUUAGACACAAACCUGCAUAAAUUUUCAGGAGAAAAAUGAACUUAUGGAAAAGCUUGUUAGCGCUGAUCAGUAUCGAGCUCGUUACUUCAAAAGAGAGGAAGAGAGUGAUGAGUUUGAAGGCCUUGCCACCCAAGAGCUGGCCAAAGUUAAACACCUGGUAUAAUUGCUUUGCUGGGGAGAUGGUUAUUCUCAUAAUGUCAAAUGGAGAAAUCUGUUUGGAGUAGAGGGUGGUAUAAUUCUUCGCCCAAACCAUGAGGCUAGUAAAACUGAAUCACUCGUUUGAAGAUAGAAGUAUUUAACAAUAGAUUAGUAAAACUGCUUUAAAGAGAAAGAGUAAAUUAUCUGAAAUACAUUUUUUCUGUCUAGGAAAAAACUUUUGUUUUGUAAGCAAACAAAUACAUUUUUUAUUGUGUAUGAAAAACAGACUCUGACAAAGUUCUCCCACCCCCCUCAAUACUCUGCAUGCUGUUGAAAGACAUGCUUGCUUUUCCAAGUAUUCAUUUAGCUUGAUGUGUUCUGUUGUUUUUGUUUUUCCAUCUGCCUAUUUAAAGAUAAGUCAGUUCAAUUUAUAUGGUUGGAAAAUAGAGUAAAAAAGAAGCAUACCUCAAAUAUGUCACAGAUGAACCAUGAGCUAAAGUAUCUGCACUGACACUCAAGCAUCUUAAAAGCAGGCAUAGGUUUGUCAACGGUGCUUAACUCCAGUGGCCGGUGCUUAACUCCAGUGGCCGGUGCUUAACUCCAGUGGCCGGUGCUUAACUCCAGUGGCCGGUGCUUAACUCCAGUGGCCGGUGCUUAACUCCAGUGGCCGGUGCUUAACUCCAGUGGCCGGUGCUUAACUCCAGUGGCCGGUGCUUAACUCCAGUGGCCGGUGCUUAACUCCAGUGGCCGGUGCUUAACUCCAGUGGCCGGUGCUUAACUCCAGUGGUCGGUGCUUAACUCCAGUGGUCGGUGCUUAACUCCAGUGGCCGGUGCUUAACUCCAGUGGUCGGUGCUUAACUUCAGUGGUCGUGUGUUCCCAGUAGCCAAAAGGAAGAUGUGUUGCACAAUUUUACUUGGAAGUGGGUCUCUUGAUGGAGGAACAGUCAUGAAUGGGGGACAGAGUUUGAAAAAGGUGGCAUCACAGUUGCAAGAGAGUUUUCAAAAGACGGCACCAAGUGACACAGUACUGGGAGAGUACUCCAGGGCAUUCCAGAUUAAUCAGGGUGUCAUAUAAGGAGACUCCUUAUCAUGUUCAACAUCACAUUAGAAAAUAAUUAAGAGAACCAUACAUGUGAGCACCAGUGGAACUGUCGGAGGCUAAUUUCAAAGAAUCAUUGCAGGACCAUAACUAUCACAAAAUUUCGCCAUUCUGGAAAGGUACUCUGUCAACAGAAGGAGAAGCCUUGUCGGCCUAUAAUUUGAAUUUGAAAUUUGUCAAAGACUACAAAUUACUAAAACAAAAUGAAUCCUCGUAGACCAUGGGGAAAAAUUGGCCAUAAUACAUCAUCCCUGUUUGUGCUUGCAUAUCUGGCUCCAUCAAGCAUUUUGUAACCUUUAUCUGGUACGAAAAUGCUCUUUUCUUUAUAAAAUCUGAGACCGAAGGAAUCGCUUAUAUUAAUUUCAAGGAUGGUCAUUUUGACUUUAUAUUGGUGAAUGCAGAAACUUCUGGAGAACAUGUGCAUGAUUCUGGAUUGAAGCAGUCACUGGGUAACCAGAAUUCUGCUUCCUGUAGAUACAGUGCACCCCCAUAUGAGCAAAAAUAAAGCUCAAGUGACCCGUUUCCAACUAUGAGUGGCCAAAAUAUCUUCCUCUUGAAUACUGGGAACACGUGGUGGCUGGAGUUAUGCACCAUUGACAAAUGCACAUGUUCAAGAUGUUGGAGUUUCAGUACUGUUAUUUUGGCAUAAGAUGUACUUGUGGCAAUCAUUUUAAGCAUUAUGGUAUUCAUUAAAUAGCUGCUAGCUGCUGUAUCACUUUUUAUUUAAAAUUAUCAAUAAGAAAUUAUUUCACAAAUUAUGUUUUUAAAAUGAUAAAUCACAAAAUGAUUUUGCUUAAUCAAGUAUGCAUGCUUUUUCAUAAUGUAUGGGUGAAGGUGGAUUAGGUUGUUACUAAUGGGACCCAUUGCACAUGCCUUUCCCUUAGUCUCAUGCUUGAGGUAUGUCUGGAGACUGCACUAAAAAUUAUGUUAUCGAUUUCACAGCCUGGGUCCCCCGCCCCACCAUUUCAGCUUUCUAUCAUUACUUCCUUUGCAUGCCACCUAAAUACUAAUUAAAUUCUUUAUUAACGCCUGUUGUUACAACUACAUAGCGGAAUAAUCACCUUAAGGAAAAUUAAAUAAUACUUCAAAAUUUAUAUUUUAAAAAAUGUUUUAAAAAAUGUCAUCCCUUGUGUGCAGUACAGGGUUGACUGGGUGACAAAAAACGCUUCCUUGUAGUAUUAAUUUUUGUUUCUCUUUUAAAGAAUUUCAUUGUAAUAAACCUUUGUUACCAGUGGUUUAAAAAACGAUUUUUAAAUAUAUUUUUAAGUUUAAAUGAUCAAAAAUAAGUUUUACCAAAGAACAUUAUUUUAACAUGGACCCUUCUGUUAUUUAAUAUAUCAUCUCAGUUUUAAAAAAGCUAUGAUUGGGAACCAUUUAUUUUGCAACAUUAAGUUUUUUUCAUGGUACUUCGUUUUUAAAUUUUCAACAAAAAAAAGUAAGUUAUUUGAAUGAGUUCAUUUUUUAUGAUACUUACCGUUUGUUUUUGUUUUUUCCAUGGGUACUGACAAAACCUAUUUCAUGACUGCAUCGCCAUCUUGUUUCAGUUGUUAAACACAGAAGAGGCCCUAGCGGUCUGCCGCACAGAGCUGGAGACCAAGAGCAGACAGUGCCAUGCUGCAGAGACACAGGUGGAGAAGCUGACCGAUGAGCUGGGGCCACUGAAGCAGAGGCUUUCUGUUUUAGAAGCCGAUAAGUGAGUCCAAGAGAAGGGCAGAUAUUUUAAUUCAAUUUCUUUGCAGAACAUAUAACUUUUUUUUUUUACCUUUCAUAAGUAUAAAUUGUUGGUAUGAUUGUCCUCAGUGUAUUGUCAAUACAAAUAACAAAGUCCAUGUAUGGUUAAAUUGAUGUGGAGAUUUAUAAUUUUUUUUUAAAUUAAAUUAAAUUAUAUAUUUUUCAGUCAUAAACUAAAAGAGGAAAACAAUGAAAGGGCUGAUCUGGUUAUAUCACUGAGCAAAGAUAAAUCUGCGUUUGACAAGAGACUGGAUGAGAUGAAUAGAGAAAUGACAGAGGUGGAUUAUUUAAUUGUUUCAACCUGUUAUAUGCCUAGUUUUUUUUUUUUUAAUGUUUUUAGAAAGCUAAAUAAGUUUUAAUUUUUUAUUACUCAUGUAUAUUUUCCAUAGAAAGAUAGGGAGAAAGAGACAAUUUAAAAAAACAAAAUUCAUUUAAUCACAUUCAUUUCAAAACAUCUUAUUUUUCUUUUAUAGUUUAUUUAAUUUCAAUUUUAAAAAAAUAAAAGUUAACAUUAUUUUUAAUCACGUCAUUUUUUUUUAAAAAUAUUGUUUUAAAAUUCUCAGAAACUCAGUCAGAUAUCCAAACUUCAAGAGCAGCUGUCAGAUUUAGAUGGUGAAUACAAGACUUUAAUACGCAACUCUGAUCUCCAGAGAAACAAGGUGUUUGUUAUGCCUAAUCUUAUUCUAUCAUUGGAAAAUGAUGUUAUUUUUUUUAAUACUUUCUUUAAAGAAACUGCAAAUGUUAUCCUUGUGCUUAAGUAAGUAAAGAUUUUAAUUAUAGAGUAUUAUCAUGAGGAAGUAACAAUGUAUUGGUUUAUUUGUCUUGCAAGACAAGCAAAUUGUUAGAAGAGAAAGAUGACCAGAUCGACACACUUCAAGAGAGAGUUAAACUGUUGGAGCAGAGGCUUUCAGACUCUGGCCUGUCUGGGGACGAACGAACAAGUGCACUCAAUGCUGAGCGAGACUCCAUGGAGCUGAAACUUUCUGAGGCCAGACAGCAGCUGACGGAAGUGAAAUCUACCUGGAGUGAUAAAAUAAGUCACCUUGAAGACCAGGUGAGAUAUUUUUAUUCUCAUUUUGCUCAGAAUCUUACCUUGGUUUGAUGCUGGAUUUUUUUUUCUGCCCAGCUUGUAUGGCCAUAUGUGAGGACAGUGUUACUUCAUAUGAUAAGAUAAGUUUCUUUUAUGGAUCCAAAUGAAUGGAAAUUUGUAUUCAUUACAUUGUAAAUAUUCAUUUUCAGCAUGUAAAUAAAUACAUAUUUUAAUUAAGAUGUCAUUUUACAAUUAUAACAGUUUAAACACAAGACAUCUAAAGUAUUUUUUAGGGUAGAAAUCCUUUACUCCUUUACUGAUAAUAAUGACUUUAUUUGGGAUCAUUUAUAUUUGGUAACCGCUGAAGGAGGACGCAUAAGAAUUUCAUAUCAUUCGGUCCUAACUUUAAGAGAAAGUAUUCAAGCUGAUCUUAUGUAUCUGUAAUGACGAGCGUGGAAUUUUUUUGGCCUUACCAUUGUGUGAGGAAAUUCAUCACGACUGGUUGGCCAUGAAGAAAUUCAUCUCAGACUUUCAUCAAUCCCCAGUAAUUUUCAAUGUGGUGACAGAUUUUUCCAUUUAUUUUUCUCUGAAAGGAUACAAUUUAUUUCUUCAGAUUUCUCACCUCAAUGCUAAGAUCGUUGAAGACAGUGAAGAGUUGACCAAUAAUCUGACCAUUACAGAACAGAUGAGAAUAAGCUUCCACAAACAGGUGAGGUCGAAGUCUUAACUAUUUUUGUAAUCAGCAUCCACAAAAAAGCUGAGGGUUUAGUCCAGUCCAGGUACAAGUGUCCAAUGAUCAAAAUGCCAGUAUUGUAAUUAAACUGUGACUUGAUAAAAAUAAAUUGCAUUUUGUAGCCUAGUCUCUAAGUACUUAUUGUCCUGUUGAUAUCAAAAUCUCCUCUUUUUUUUCUCUCUCAGGUAGAAGAUUUGCGAGAAAAGUUGACAGAUGCUGAAAACCGAGCCCUAGAAAACUUAGAGCUGGCAUCAUCAAAGGCCACACAUUAUGAGAAACAAGUAGGAGCUUUCUUUUGUCUUCUUCGUUUAUUUCAGUUUCGAAAAAAAAAAAAAUUCCCUAGAGUCAGCGUCUUCAGAGAAAAUAAGUAACAUUUUGUUAUCAUUGGUAAAACAAACGCCAUAGAAUAUUUAUAUUUAAUUUAGUGUUUGGAAAUUUAUGUUAUAUAACCAUCAUUUAUAACAACAAAAAAUAAAUUUUCAUUAUUCCUUCUAUUCUUUCCAAAUGUAUUUCUAACAAAUACAUAAUUAUAUCUGGGUUAAUCAGUCACUAGAAUAGUGUUUAAGAAAUAGUCUUACAAGUCUGUUUUCUUAAACAGUCCUCAUGUAGUCAACAAGAGGCAUCAAUGCCAAUUAAAGCUAUUCUAACAUCAACUCAUUGUAAAGAGCAGCAUUGUCAGCUUGUUGUUUUUGUAAUGAUCAAUCUCAAGCUUUCAUACGGGCACUUUAUUCUUUUUUUUUAUUACCUUUAUAUUAACUUCAAUUUUUGUUCGUGGCUGGCAAUAUCUUUGGUUGGGUAAUUGACCCACUUCUCGUCAACCUAAGACGCUAAAACUUGGCACAUAGACUCAUUGCCGAUGAAAAUAUAUUCUGUCAAAUUUUCAGCCGCACCCCCUACCUCCAAAAAAUUUUUUUUUUCCCUUGUUUUUUCAAAAGGAAGAAAAUAUAAAAUUCCAGAUAACUGCACUAAAAGAGGUUAUUUUUUUUGAAAAUAUCUCAAGUGCAUAAUAUUUUCUUUUUCUAAAAUUUUUGAUGAAUUAAAUCGGCGAUAUAAAAGCGGAUGGGUCAUUAGAAUAUUAAUAUAGUUCAGGGGGUGAAAAAACGUGCAGCGGCGAGCUGGGGGGUGGGGGGCCAUUAAUUGAGAUUCUUAUGUUGUGCAUUACUUGAAUGCAUGUUUUGUCAAAUUUUUAGCCCCACCCUCAAUCGCUCGAUAUAAUUUUUUUAAAGGAUUUAUAAGAAGAAAAAAAUUUGUCAGUUAAUUUAUCUUUGGCUAGUCCUCUCCUGUCCUGUAGACCAUGUCACAAUUUUUUAUAUAAAAUAACUUCAGUCAGAUAUCAAAGCUCAGACAUUCCUAUAUUGCAAAUAAUCAGAUCUCAACUGAAUGUGCUUCCACAGAUUGAGGAGCUUGAGUUAGAGAUGAGAAGAAUUAAAAUUGUACAUGAAGACAAAGAGGCACUGCACAAGACCAACAUUCUGUCUCUGGAGUCGCAGCUUUCAGAGUUACAGACCAAGAAGCAGCUGGACCAGGAUGAUGCUUUAUUUAAAAAUGUUUGUUUUAACUUCCUACAGUGGCUAUUUUUCUUUUAGCUCAGAGUUUUAUUACUUAACAAAUGUCUGAAAUAUUGUUCAAUGUAAUUGUGUAGGGUUGAGUGAAGCCAAGAAAGUCAAAAAUUCACGGAAUAUGAACUUUAUCAUAUUUUUAGUUUGGAACUAAACGUUGGGUUAAGUGAGGGAUUGCACUUUCUAAAUUGGUGAUAGGUUGAGUGAGGGAUUGCACUUUCUUAAUUGGUGAUAGGUUGAGUGAGGGAUUGCACUUUCUAAAUUGGUGAUAGGUUGAGUGAGGGAUUGCACUUUCUAAAUUGGUGAUAGGUUGAGUGAGGGAUUGCACUUUCUUAAUUGGUGAUAGGUUGAGUGAGGGAUUGCACUUUCUUAAUUGGUGAUAGGUUGAGUGAGGGAUUGCACUUUCUUAAUUGGUGAUAGGUUGAGUGAGGGAUUGCACUUUCUAACAACUUAUAAAUGUUUUUUACAUUUUAUUAACAUUGUAAAGCACAUUAUCGAGCUCGUGCGUUAAAAAAAAAAAAAAAUCAUAUCACUGAAAUGAACUGCUACAAAAGUAUGUUUCAUAUAAGCAUUUAGAUAUUGUAAUGCACUGAAUAUCUGUGUUUUUGUUGCAACCCUACUUACCACUAGUUGUUGUUCAAGCACCACUACUUGUUGCACAAGCACCAAAGUUUGAGAAGUAUUGAUUUUAGUUGUCAUACAUCAGGUUCGUUUCUUGAUUUAAAAUAAUGAAGCAAUUGUGAAAUGAUGCAUUACAAAUGUCUGCUUUCUGUCCCUCAGACCCAGUUGGAAGAAAGACUGGCAGAUUUGCUGAGCAGAGAGGCAAGUCUUCAGGCACAAGUUAGAACCCUAACAGUGCAGAUAAGUCAGUUAAAUGUAAGGUUACAGUGAAAUCUUUCAGUUUGAUCAAUUUUAUGUGCGGUUAUUGUUUUUGUCAACCCGUUCAACCCCAUAACGGCCAAAUCUGGCUAGUUGAGGCACUGUUUAUAUGCUGCUAUAUAGAAUGCGGGAAUCUGGCCUUUAAAUGAAAGUCUCGCAAAAAAUGAGACAAAUGACAUUUUAAAUAUUUUAUUUUAUCAAUUUGGCAAGGAGUAAUUAUUAUUUUAAUCACAGAUUUUUUUAUUAUUUUUUUGUGUGGUUAAGGUCAUGAGCAAUGUUAAGAUCAUGAGCAAUGUUAAGAUCAUGAGCAAUGUUAAGAUCAUGAGCAAUGUUAAGAUCAUGAGCAAUGUUAAGAUCAUGAGCAAUGUUAAGAUCAUGAGCAAUGUUAAGAUCAUGAGUAAUGUUAAGAUCAUGAGUAAUGUUAAGAUCAUGAGUAAUAUUAAGAUCAUGAGUAAUAUUAAGAUCAUGAGUAAUGUUAAGACCAUGAGUAAUGUUAAGAUCAUGAGUAAUGUUAAGAUCAUGAGUAAUGUUAAGAUCAUGAGUAAUGUUAAGAUCAUGAGUAAUGUUAAGACCAUGAGUAAUGUUAAGACCAUGAGUAAUGUUAAGACCAUGAGUAAUGUUAAGACCGUGAGUAAUGUUAAGAUCAUGAGUAAUGUUAAGACCAUGAGUAAUGUUAAGAUCAUGAGUAAUGUUAAGACCAUGAGUAAUGUUAAGACCAUGAGUAAUGUUAAGACCAUGAGUAAUGUUAAGAUCAUGAGUAAUGUUAAGACCAUGAGUAAUGUUAAGACCAUGAGUAAUGUUAAGACCAUGAGUAAUGUUAAGACCAUGAGCAAUGUUAAGAUCAUGAGUAAUGUUAAGACCAUGAGUAAUGUUAAGACCAUGAGUAAUGUUAAGACCAUGAGUAAUGUUAAGAUCAUGAGUAAUGUUAAGACCAUGAGUAAUGUUAAGACCAUGAGUAAUGUUAAGACCGUGAGUAAUGUUAAGACCAUGAGUAAUGUUAAGACCGUGAGUAAUGUUAAGACCGUGAGCAAUGUUAAGAUCAUGGGCAAUGUUAAGAUCAUGAGCAAUGUUAAGAUCAGGAGCAAGAUCAUGGGUAAUGUUAAGAUCAUGAGUAAUGUAAAGAUCAUGAGUAACGUUAAGAUCAUGAGUAAUGUUAAGAUCAUGAGUAAUGUUAAGACCAUGAGUAAUAUUAAGAUCAUGAGUAAUGUUAAGACCAUGAGUAAUAUUAAGAUCAUGAGUAAUGUUAAGACCAUGAGUAAUGUUAAGAUCAUGAGUAAUGUUAAGAUCAUGAGUAAUGUUAAGAUCAUGAGUAAUGUUAAGACCAUGAGUAAUGUUAAGAUCAUGAGUAAUGUUAAGAUCAUGAGUAAUGUUAAGAUCAUGAGUAAUGUUAAGAUCAUGAGUAAUGUUAAGAUCAUGAGUAAUGUUAAGACCAUGAGUAAUGUUAAGACCAUGAGUAAUGUUAAGAUCAUGAGUAAUGUUAAGAUCAUGAGUAAUGUUAAGAUCAUGAGUAAUAUUAAGAUCAUGAGUAAUAUUAAGAUCAUGAGUAAUGUUAAGACCAUGAGUAAUGUUAAGAUCAUGAGUAAUAUUAAGAUCAUGAGUAAUGUUAAGACCAUGAGUAAUGUUAAGAUCAUGAGUAAUAUUAAGAUCAUGAGUAAUAUUAAGAUCAUGAGUAAUGUUAAGACCAUGAGUAAUGUUAAGAUCAUGAGUAAUGUUAAGAUCAUGAGUAAUGUUAAGAUCAUGAGUAAUGUUAAGAUCAUGAGUAAUGUUAAGAUCAUGAGUAAUGUUAAGAUCAUGAGUAAUGUUAAGAUCAUGAGUAAUAUUAAGAUCAUGAGUAAUAUUAAGAUCAUGAGUAAUGUUAAGACCAUGAGUAAUGUUAAGAUCAUGAGUAAUGUUAAGAUCAUGAGUAAUGUUAAGAUCAUGAGUAAUGUUAAGACCAUGAGUAAUGUUAAGAUCAUGAGUAAUCUUAAGAUCAUGAGUAAUGUUAAGAUCAUGAGUAAUGUUAAGAUCAUGAGUAAUGUUAAGAUCAUGAGUAAUAUUAAGAUCAUGAGUAAUGUUAAGACCAUGAGUAAUGUUAAGACCAUGAGUAAUAUUAAGAUCAUGAGUAAUGUUAAGACCAUGAGUAAUAUUAAGAUCAUGAGUAAUGUUAAGACCAUGAGUAAUGUUAAGACCAUGAGUAAUGUUAAGAUCAUGAGUAAUGUUAAGAUCAUGGGCAAUGUUAAGAUCAUGAGCAAUGUUAAGAUCAUGAGUAAUAUUAAGAUCAUGAGUAAUGUUAAGGUCAUGAGUAAUGUUAAGAUCAUGAGUAAUGUUAAGAUCAUGAGUAAUGUUAAGACCAUGAGUAAUAUUAAGAUCAUGAGUAAUCUUAAGAUCAUGAGUAAUGUUAAGAUCAUGAGUAAUGUUAAGAUCAUGAGUAAUGUUAAGAUCAUGAGUAAUAUUAAGAUCAUGAGUAAUGUUAAGACCAUGAGUAAUGUUAAGACCAUGAGUAAUAUUAAGAUCAUGAGUAAUAUUAAGAUCAUGAGUAAUGUUAAGAUCAUGAGUAAUGUUAAGAUCAUGAGUAAUGUUAAGACCGUGAGUAAUGUUAAGACCAUGAGUAAUGUUAAGACCAUGAGUAAUAUUAAGACCAUGAGUAAUAUUAAGACCGUGAGUAAUGUUAAGACCGUGAGCAAUGUUAAGAUCAUGGGCAAUGUUAAGAUCAUGAGCAAUGUUAAGAUCAGGAGCAAGAUCAUGGGUAAUGUUAAGAUCAUGAGUAAUGUAAAGAUCAUGAGUAAUGGAGUACUUGGUAGUAGUUUGACAUUUACCCACUGACACAACCAACUUUGGGAAGUAAGGGGACGCAACUCAUCAAGCAACCAGAUCUAAACAUUUGAUUUCAUAUAAACAUGUCACAAAUAGCUAUGUUUUUAUUUUAUUUUUUUUUAACCUAUCAGCAGCAACUGUGGAGUUGCUCCCCUUUGGCUGGGGUUUACAUGGAUACAAUUUCUGAGCACCCAGAAUGGAAUGGGUUAAUUUUUAAAUCAAUCUUGCAAAAGUAAAAAUCUUGUUUUUGAUGUUGACUCCAUGAGUAACAUCCUUACAAGGAGUUCCAUGCGUUUCGGAGAUUAUCAUAGGGCUACCUUGUGGGUAUCCUAGGGCUGCCUUGUGAGUAUCAUAGAACUACAUUGUGAGAAAGAAAAUAAUAAAGAUGCUUGCCCUCUCUGUGUUUAAAGAAGUUGCAAUAAAUCGAGAGAAAAUCAAAACGUGUAUCUAAAAUAUUCGACAACUUGGGCCAGCAUUAUCAACCUAUGAAACUCAUAAUUGUUUGGUAUGCUGCUUAUGGCUGUUAAGACUGCAAGGCUGCUGCUCACCCCCCCCCUCCCCUUUCCUAAACCCUUAACUAGUACUUUAGGACAGAUUAUAGCUCACAAGCCUUAGCACAUAGUAAUUUACCUUUUGAAAAGAUAUGGUGCAGCUUACUGAGCAUUUGAUACGUUGUAAAUGUCAUACUGUGAAGUCUUAUUAUAAGAUUUCCUAAUGAUGAUGUUGGUGCCCUCCUAAGAAUACUGUGAAGUCUUAUUAUAAGAUUUCCUAGUGGUGAUGUUGGUGCCCUCCUAAGAAUACUGUGAAGUCUUAUUAUAAGAUUUCCUAAUGAUGAUGUUGGUGCCCUCCUAAGAAUACUGUGAAGUCUUAUUAUAAGAUUUCCUAGUGAUGAUGUUGGUGCCCUCCUAAGAAUACUGUGAAGUCUUAUUAUAAGAUUUCCCAAUGAUGAUGUUGGUGCCCUCCUGAGAAUACUGUGAAAUCUUAUUAUAAGAUUUCCUAGUGAUGAUGUUGGUGCCCUCCUAAGAAUACUGUGAAGUCUUAUUAUAAGAUUUCCUAGUGAUGAUGUUGGUGCCCUCCUAAGAAUACUGUGAAGUCUUAUUAUAAGAUUUCCUAGUGAUGUUGUUGGUGCCCUCCUAAGAAUACUGUGAAGUCUUAUUAUAAGAUUUCAUAAUGAUGAUGUUGGUGCCCUCCUAAGAAUACUGUGAAGUCUUAUUAUAAGAUUUCCUAGUGAUGAUGUUGGUGCCCUCCUAAGAAUACUGUGAAGUCUUAUUAUAAGAUUUCCCAAUGAUGAUGUUGGUGCCCUCCUGAGAAUACUGUGAAAUCUUAUUAUAAGAUUUCCUAGUGAUGAUGUUGGUGCCCUUCUAAAAAUACUGUGAAGUCUUAUUAUUAGAUUUCCUAGUGAUGAUGUUGGUGCCCUCCUAAGAAUACUGUGAAGUCUUAUUAUAAGAUUUCCUAGUGAUGAUUUUGGUGCCCUCCUAAGAAUGCUGUGAAGUCUUAUUAUAAGAUUUCCUAGUGAUGAUGUUGGUGCCCUCCUAAGAAUACUGUGAAGUCUUAUUAUAAGAUUUCCUAAUGAUGAUGUUGGUGCCCUCCUAAGAAUACUGUGAAGUCUUAUUAUAAGAUUUCCUAAUGAUGAUGUUGGUGCCCUCCUAAGACAUCACCCUGAUUCAUCAUCACCAUCAGUUGUGCUACAGCCCAUGUAGGGCACUGGCCUACUGCACCACAUCCUUCCAUUCAUAUCGAUCCAUGAAUUUCCGCCUUCAUGCGGACCCCCAGCUAAUGUAAGUCCUUCUCUACAUUAUCAAUCCAUGUCAGUCUUCGUCGAUCGGUGAGUCAACUGCCCCUAGGUUUCUGCCUGUAGAUCACUUUUGGUGAUCUAUAAUCCGGGAUCCUCUCAAAGUGUACUGUCCAGGGCAGUCUGCCUUUUUUAAUUGUUGCGACUAUGGGUGGGUCUUCACACAUUUGAUAUAUCUCUUGGUUUUAUGCGGAUUCUUCAUUCCUCAUUGUCUAUCACCAGGCGGUAUAUUUAUAUUUUCCUGUAAUUUUCCUGUAAUUUCCUGUUGUUGCAGAGUGUUGUAUCAGAGAAAGAUGAGGAGUUAAACAACCUAAAGCAGCGACUCAUUGACUCCAAGAUGGCUGUUGAUGAUCAAAAUAAAACAGUGAGAAAAACACUAAACAUAUCUGUCUCUACCCAUGAUGACAUAUGUCUUUUAAAAAAAUUUAACCAAUAACUGGCCCAUAACAUUUGCCAGUUGGCAAAAUUAUUCCAGCCAAAAAUAUGGUAGACCUAUUUUAUGGUUAGUCAUUUCAUGAUGAAUUUUAAAUAAAUUCCUUUCCUUGGCUUAAUAAUUAAUAAAGUGUAUUUCAAAAACACGCUUCAUCCCCAAAGGCUUGUUUUAUUUUACCAGUUAACUCAAUAAUAAUAAAAAUAAUCUUACAUGAUUAGUUUUUUUUUGUACAUUUUCAAGCAUUCGGAUAUUAAUGUACAUAUUCAGAUCUCCCCCCCACCCACACACACACACACACACACACUCAUUUUGGUGCCUAUUUUAACACGUGAAUCACGAUUGAAUUCUUUGAAUACGAAGUCAUUGUGUUAAGGUCUGAAAAGUCCUUCUUUGGGAAACUAAGACCUAUCCCAAACAAAUUAAAAUCAAGAAAGGGGUCUGUCUUGGUAUUGUAAACAAUUUUCUAACUAAUUUUUUUUUCCAUUGAUAGAAUCUUACACUAUAAGGUUCAGAGUAUAGCUCAUCAGCGCAGUGAUAGAAUCUUACACUAUAAGGUUCAGAGUAUAGCUCAUCAGCGCAGUGAUAGAAUCUUACACUAUAAGGUUCAGAGUAUAGCUCAUCAGCGCAGUGAUAGAAUCUUACACUAUAAGGUUCAGAGUAUAGCUCAUCAGCGCAGUGAUAGAAUCUUACACUAUAAGGUUCAGAGUAUAGCUCAUCAGCGCAGUGAUAGAAUCUUACACUAUAAGGUUCAGAGUAUAGCUCAUCAGCGCAGUGAUAGAAUCUUACACUAUAAGGUUCAGAGUAUAGCUCAUCAGCGCAGUGAUAGAAUCUUACACUAUAAGGUUCAGAGUAUAGCUCAUCAGCGCAGUGAUAGAAUCUUACACUAUAAGGUUCAGAGUAUAGCUCAUCAGCGCAGUGAUAGAAUCUUACACUAUAAGGUUCAGAGUAUAGCUCAUCAGCGCAGUGAUAGAAUCUUACACUAUAAGGUUCAGAGUAUAGCUCAUCAGCGCAGUGAUAGAAUCUUACACUAUAAGGUUCAGAGUAUAGCUCAUCAGCGCAGUGAUAGAAUCUUACACUAUAAGGUUCAGAGUAUAGCUCAUCAGCGCAGUGAUAGAAUCUUACACUAUAAGGUUCAGAGUAUAGCUCAUCAGCGCAGUGAUAGAAUCUUACACUAUAAGGUUCAGAGUAUAGCUCAUCAGCGCAGUGAUAGAAUCUUACACUAUAAGGUUCAGAGUAUAGCUCAUCAGCGCAGUGAUAGAAUCUUACACUAUAAGGUUCAGAGUAUAGCUCAUCAGCGCAGUGAUAGAAUCUUACACUAUAAGGUUCAGAGUAUAGCUCAUCAGCGCAGUGAUAGAAUCUUACACUAUAAGGUUCAGAGUAUAGCUCAUCAGCGCAGUGAUAGAAUCUUACACUAUAAGGUUCAGAGUAUAGCUCAUCAGCGCAGUGAUAGAAUCUUACACUAUAAGGUUCAGAGUAUAGCUCAUCAGCGCAGUUUCUUCCUUAAGUUGCUUUUCACUUCAGUUUGACCCUUUUUUCUUUUUUUUUUUUUAACCCAGUGUCAUUUGAAACAUUUACUGUUGAAACUUUCAGAUCUUGUCUCUUGGUGAGCAGCUGUCACAGAAAGUCAAAGAAGUGGAGCAGGCUGAAAAAGUCAAAGAGGACAUUGAAAAACAUUGGCAGGCGACGGAGAAUGGUUAGUGGCUCUUUCCAGCUGUUCCAUCUUUAAAACAAUGUUGUUGUUGUUUUUUAACUUCCUCAUAACAAAGAUGGACCUGAUUUUUAUUAUUUUUUUUUUCAUCUGUUAACAAUUUUUCCCCCUCCCUGGGUAGUAACUUAAUAUUAUGAAUUUGAUCAAAUUUAAUGUGCUGUGCUGUUUAAAUUCAACAACUUGCACUAAGGUUAAUGUUGGUCCUAUCAGUGACUUAUAAUAUAUCAAGAAGAGGAAAUACUAUAAUAGAGAGAUACUCAACUCUCAAACUACAUGAUUUCUGUCUAAAUAAAGAGAAGGAUGUGCUAUCAUAGAGUCAUGCUAACCCUCAAACCGCAUGACGUUUAUCUAUAUAUCUAGAGAAGGAUGUGAUAUCAUAGAGAUGUACUUAACUCUCAAACUACAUGGUGUGCAAAUUUCAAAUACCAGUGUUUGUGAACUGGAAAUUUUUUUUUUUUUUUUUUACCUUUCUAUAUACCAAAAUUUAUUGGGGUAUACUUUAAAUUUAUUGGACAAGCACAUCAAAAAAUAUAAUCAUUUCAAGCACAAAUUUAGAUUUGUAUUAUGAAGAAUUGUAUAAAUAUCAUAUUAGAUUGUCAAAUUAAGGAAGCAAAGUUCAUUUUUAUCAAAAUUUCACAUGAAUUAUUCCCAUUAUAUCCUUGCACCCCUGACCCAAAAAAAUCUUCUGGUUUUACCAUAGAGAUAUUUGAGUCUGCUUGUGUAAUCAGAGCAUGGUUUGACACAAGAAUAGUUCUCGUGGAGAGUGCAGACGAGACUCUUAAUUUAACCCUAACUCACAUGUGGAAGUUGCGACUGUUCAAACAGAUUUAUUCCCCCCUUUGCCCAGAAAAAGUAGGAUUGCUGGAAAGAAAUGCAGACCUUCAUAAGCAAAUUCAGGUUUUGAAGUCCAGCAACUCAGACUCAAAGCUUGAAGUUCAGAGAACACUAGAGCUGAAGUCACAAGCUGUGGAAUCAUUGCAGAAAACUGAGGCUAUGCUGAGACAAAAAGUGGAUGCUUUGGAGAAACAGGUUUGUUGGAGUAGCUGUUGUUUAAAUCCUUAAGUAAGUAGCUGUUGUUUAAUCCUCAAGUGAGUAGCUGUUGUUUAAUCCUCAAGUGAGUAGCUGUUGUUUAAUCCUCAAGUGAGUAGCUGUUGUUUAAUCCUCAAGUGAGUAGCUGUUGUUUAAUCCUCAAGUGAGUAGCUGUUGUUUAAUCCUCAAGUGAGUAGCUGUUGUUUAAUCCUCAAGUGAGUAGCUGUUGUUUAAUCCUCAAGUGAGUAGCUGUUGUUUAAUCCUCAAGUGAGUAGCUGUUGUUUAAUCCUCAAGUGAGUAGCUGUUGUUUAAUCCUCAAGUGAGUAGCUGUUGUUUAAUCCUCAAGUGAGUAGCUGUUGUUUAAUCCUCAAGUGAGUAGCUGUUGUUUAAUCCUCAAGUGAGUAGCUGUUGUUUAAUCCUCAAGUGAGUAGCUGUUGUUUAAUCCUCAAGUGAGUAGCUGUUGUUUAAUCCUCAAGUGAGUAGCUGUUGUUUAAUCCUCAAGUGAGUAGCUGUUGUUUAAUCCUCAAGUGAGUAGCUGUUGUUUAAUCCUCAAGUGAGUAGCUGUUGUUUAAUCCUCAAGUGAGUAGCUGUUGUUUAAUCCUCAAGUGAGUAGCUGUUGUUUAAUCCUCAAGUGAGUAGCUGUUGUUUAAUCCUCAAGUGAGUAGCUGUUGUUUAAUCCUCAAGUGAGUAGCUGUUGUUUAAUCCUCAAGUGAGUAGCUGUUGUUUAAUCCUCAAGUGAGUAGCUGUUGUUUAAUCCUCAAGUGAGUAGCUGUUGUUUAAUCCUCAAGUGAGUAGCUGUUGUUUAAUCCUCAAGUGAGUAGCUGUUGUUUAAUCCUCAAGUGAGUAGCUGUUGUUUAAUCCUCAAGUGAGUAGCUGUUGUUUAAUCCUCAAGUGAGUAGCUGUUGUUUAAUCCUCAAGUGAGUAGCUGUUGUUUAAUCCUCAAGUGAGUAGCUGUUGUUUAAUCCUCAAGUGAGUAGCUGUUGUUUAAUCCUCAAGUGAGUAGCUGUUGUUUAAUCCUCAAGUGAGUAGCUGUUGUUUAAUCCUCAAGUGAGUAGCUGUUGUUUAAUCCUCAAGUAAAACACAUCCUUGCCAGUUUUGUUUUGUUGUAAAAAGAAAAAUCGGAAAUAUAUCUUUUACAACAAUCGGAAAGUUUUGAUUUACUUCUAUAGUAAUUAAAAUAGUAUAUAUCAGUGCUUCUCAAAAUUCCCAAUUCCAAAAUUCUCCUUACAUUUUUUUUACUUUUCGCAAAUCUGUCAAUGGGAAGACUGUCCGUGAACCACCAAUUUGAAGAAAACAGCAAAAAAUUUAAAUAAUUUCUGCAACACUUAAAAAUUGUAUGUGUGCAUUACCAAACCAAUUAAAUUUACCAUUAGAGUCCUUUCAUUGUCAACAUUUCAAAACAGAUUGAGCAGCAUGAAAUAAACAAGGCAGAAUCUGGAUUGUACUCUGAUAGGAUUGAUGAGAUGAAUGACAUGAUUGCUUCACUGCAAUCACAGCUUGCUGAGAAGAACCGGGUAAAUAUUUCAUAUUUAGUCAUUUUUAAAAACGUCCUUUUUUUUAAAAUUAAGUCCAAAUCUAUUAAUUUCAUCGAGUUAGAGGUGAAUUCAUUGUCAGUUUUUAGUCAGGACCAGGUUGAGAUCUGCCAUCUUCUAUACAAAGAGCACUUUGAGAGCUUUUCAAUUCAUAAUCAUUUCAGAACGAACUGUUGUAACAUCAAAAUAUUUUCAGAUGUUGAAGAAACAAGAGCAGACACUGAAGGAUUUAAGAACCACACUACAGCGUGAGCUCAAGGUCCAGUCGUUACCCAACGAUGAAGGCCUGGACCAGACUGGCAACAAUACGACCUCUACAUCCCCAUCCUUGUCCCGCCGUUAUGACUCUUACCAGCAGCAGCAGCAGUCCUUGCAGCACAACUACAGCCAACCCAAUCUCCUGCGUAAUAAUAACUCGAUGAGCAACCCCACUGCGGCGGUUCUGCCGGUACAGCUGUCAUCGUCCAACAUGAUGACUUUGACAAGUUCCUCAUCCUCUGUGCCCAGUGGUGCCACCGAUGCCCUCACUGCCCACACGACUCACGUGAAAAGAGAACUUGAUAAAGAUGUGAAUUUCCAGUACCUGAAACAUGUUGUCUUAAAGUUUAUGCUAAGCCGGGAAUCCGAGGUAAAACAAAUUUUUCUUUUUUUCCUUUUCUUUUGAAGUAUAGAUUUAACACACAUUCUGUUCUUUUUAAAAUUCUCCUAAAUUCUGUUCUAUUCAAAUCAGCUGAAUGAGCUGUCAAACUUUUAGAAACAGUGAAAAUAGUGAAACUAAAUAUGUAUACCGGUACACUUGAAAAGACAGGACAAUUUCAUGUCAAGCCCAAACACAUCUUAUUCGACUAUUUUCCUUCACACAGCAGUCCAUCCUUUAUUAUACUUUACUGUUAAACUUAACAGUCUGUUUUAUUUUAUCAGAAUAAUGAGAUCUCCGAUAAAUGUUAUAUUUAUAAACUACCAGUAGUAAUGAUUAGCAAAGAAAUGAUCGAAAAAAUAUUUUUGAGGUAAUUUUUUAAAAUGUUCCUGUGCAGUUGGUAAUUUUUUAAAAUGUUCCUGUGCAGUUGCCGAAAUUAAACCCUUUAUAGUUUCACACAAGCUUGUGUUUUAUUGAAUAGAAUCAUGUCAUCAAAAUUUUACAAGAUAUAUUUAUUUUGCGUAUAAUUUGUAAUUCUUACAUAGAAGCUAGAGGUCUAACUGUAAACUUGUUUUUUCUUAAGUCUUAAGUUAUUUACGUUGACAAAUAGUAGUUAAGUGUAAAAAAAAAAGAUUUUGCAAAGAUGUCAGUUAACAAAGUUAAUAGCAGAUUUCUUCCAUCAUCAAAUGUUGUGUUAAUUAUUUAAGAAAUAAAGAGUUGUUAAAAAUGUACAUAGCUAGUAUGUGUUUAGAAUAUGUUGCAUUGUUGAGGAGCAUCCAAUGCAAGAUUUCAUACUUGUGAAAACUACAGCACAUUAUAGAGGUAAAAUUUCUAAAUUAGAUAUUUGCCUUUUAACCCUUGUAUCUCAUUUUUCCUGUUCAGACAUUUAGACAGACUUAUUGUUAUAUUUAAGGCAAUCCAACUGAUAAAAGCGGUUUCAAUGCUUCUCAACUUCACACACCAAGAGCAGCAGCUGAUAAAGGAGACACUUGAGUGGAAAAUGUCCUGGUUCGGUCAUCGGCCCCCCCUAGGCAAAGGUCAAACUUCUAAAGUUAUACCACCAACAUUGUAGCAGCAUGAAAGCUUAGAAUAUUUUAAUUAAUCCUCUGUUUGAUGAAGUGAAAUUUGGAAAUUUUCUAGUCUAACCGUAACCGCCUGCUGAAUGUUUGUAGAAAUCAAAUUUUCUUAUCUUUGUAUUGAGAUGGAUAAAUUAAUGAUUUAAAGACUGUUUACUGCAUUUUUUUAUACACCUUAUAAAGAUUAUAUAUAUAUAUAAUUAAUAUUUUAAUAAUUCAGAUUUAUUUUUAUUCCAAAACCAUUCUCUAACCUAAACAAAGAAAGACUUCAUCUCAAGCAGAAAGCUUCCUUUCUUCAUAUUAUUUUCAUAAAACUGUCUCUGCUCAGCUCCUAAAAAGAAAAUAUACCCGCUACUUCAAAAAUGUAACAGAGCUUGCAUCCAUUUUUUUUUUUAAAGUUCAUUCCUACUUGCUAUAUUAUAUUGUUGCAAUAUCUUUAUUGGUUUUGUAAAUCUGCCAUCUGUCAUAACAAUUGUCACAAUGUUUCAUUGUUAUCUGUUAAGAGCAUUACCGGUACAUUACAAAGCUGGGAGAAUUUAAUUUCAAUAUAAUUUGUCGAAUGUUGUGAUUUUAUUUUUUAGUACAUUGAUCGGUACUUGGUGAAACAGUUAAUGAUAUAUUUCCUUUUGAGAGAGUCAGACGACCCACAAAUAUAUUUUCUUUCACCUCCAUUGGAAAAUGAUAAUCACCCGGAUAAAUGUAAUUUUGAUUUCACAAAAAAUCUGUAGUUUUUUUUCUAUCUCUGGUAGAGAAAACAAUGAAUUCGACAACACAAACUCCAUUUGCUAAUGCUUUAAGUUGUAUAUAUGUGUCUUUAACAAGAAAUGUGACACUAACAUACAAUUUAGUUAACAUAGUGUCGUUGACAAGGAUGUGGGUUUUAACUUUUUGAAGCUUUCAUAAAUUUAGUGUAUAACAGCUUUUUUUUUUUUCUUUUUUUUUGUGUUUUUUUACUUUGAAUGGCUGUCUAUAUUGCCUUUGUUGCUAGCCUCCUGGUAUGUUUUUUUUAAAAAUUAGUUUUCUAAUGAGAAGAAAAGGAUUUACAUUCAGUAAACAACUGUAAAUUUGGGAAAUAUUUUUUAUAGACAACACCUCACUGAGUGACCUAGUUUUCGUUUGUUACAGCAUGGUGGUCAGUAUCAGUAGGGUAUUGGGAAGACAACACUAGGGGCUUAUUCAUUUGAUGUUCUGAGUAUAGCGAAGGUCUCAAGGAUACACCAGCUUGACAAUUUUUUUUUAAAAUUUAUAUCUCAUAAAAUAUUUUAAAAUUUUGAAAAUACAUUCUGCACAAAAUUAUAAAAAUAGUGAACAAAUUAAAGUUUAUUCUUUUUUUUUUUUUUAAGUCAGCCUCAGCCAUGCCAGCUGACUCAUAUUUAUACUCUGACUGAUCCCUGCUUUUCUGUGUAUUGCUAAUCUUCCAAAAUUUAUAUCUCAUAAAAUAUUUUAAAAUUUUGAAAAUACAUUCUGCACAAAAUUAUAAAAAUAGUGAACAAAUUAAAGUUUAUUCUUUUUUUUUUUUUUUAAGUCAGCCUCAGCCAUGCCAGCUGACUCAUAUUCAUACGCUGACUGAUCCCUGCUUGUCUGUGUAUUGCUAAUCUUCCCUCUGCUUGCAGUUCAACUUCUUUGUGACCGCCAUAAUGUUGAUAAACUAAAAAAAAGGCAUGCUUAGACAUACAUUUUUUUUGUACUGAUUUACCAUAAUCUCAUAAUAAAAUGUUCUUGUGUUAACUUCAGUGCUGUCUUGGUUGUUUAAUUUCACAGUUUAUUUUGUUGACAUUAAUUGAAUAAAAUCCAUUUGUUAGAUUUUUUCUAAAACGGGGAGAAUAAAAUAUAUGACCUUAAAUAAUUUUAGCUCAGAUCAUUUGUGUGUAAUAAAUAUCAAAGCUGGGUAUUUUUAUCUUUGCCUAAGAAUAAAGCUGUUCUACCCUAGUUAUGCAUAUAUUUUUUUUAAAGUUAGCCAUGCUUCUGCCUUGUGAUGUGCUGUAAAAUUGUAGAAAAAUUCUCUCACUUUAGUUUACGGCUAAUUUUAUUCCAACAAAUGAGUCUAUCGCUGUGUCCUCAAAGAAAUCUGCCAUGUCAUUAUAUCACUGUGUCCUCAAAGUAAUCUGACGCAUCAUUGUAUCACUAUGUCCUCAAAGUAAUCAGUUGCGUCAUUGUAUCACUGUGUCCUCAAAGUAAUCUUGACACGUCCUUGAAUCACUCAGAGUAAUCUGUCAUAUCAUUGUCUGACUUUGUCCUCAAAGUAAUCUGACACUCCCACCAGAAUGCCUAAAUAAUCAAGCUGUAUACAUAUGAACUUGUUAGCCUGUUGCACUGUGUUUACUUGUAUUAUACAAAUGAUCCACCCAGCCGCCUGUGCUCCCUUGUGAUUUAAGAUUUUGUUUCUUUCAGGUAAAGAUUUUGGUUGUGUUGAAAUUUCCCAUGACAUUAAACUAAUUUAAAUCCAUUGGCAAUUAGUCAUUUUGAAAAUAUUUUAACUUGGUUUGAGAUUAUAAUUUCUUUUCUUUCUUGUUCUAACACUUUGGAUGUUUAUAAUGUUUAGUUUAUUACCGGUACCGUAAUGUUUAAUGUUAAUAUUUUAUGUGAUAAUUAUGAUGCGUGUCUAGCACAAAUUAAAGCUUCUAAAUAAGGCUAAAAAAAUUUGGCUCAAAACUAAUUAUCUGAAUAACUUGUUUAAAAAGAUAAUUUUUAAUUGAAGAUAGAAAUAAUUAUAUGAUUUAAAUAAUUAAAGCCAAUUUGUAGAUAUUUAUUUUAAAAACGAUUGACUUAAAUGUGGUGCCAUCAAUUUGUAUGUGUACGUAACAUCAUAAAUUACCUGCAAUAAAUUUUCAAUUCUGACAGAUUUGUGACAUGGCUCUGUGUGUGUGUGAUACUGGAUCCAAACAUUGAUGAAAGUUGCAGUCAGAAUUUCUCAUUUUGUAGAGGCAUUGUACCCUUUUAUUGUUUAUAAGCUCUAAUUUUACAAUUUCACUUUUAAAAAAUGCAAAUUUUACAUGUUCCUGGCAUAACAAAUGAACUUAUGUUAAAUAUUGUAAUUAUUUAUUAUAACUGUGAGGGAAAUUCAAAUUUUUGCAUAUGUAUUAUAUAUAUUUAUUCCCAAGUUAAAGUUGUUUUAAAAAAUCUUUGUCAUUAAAAAUUUCAUAGUGAUAGGUCCUCAAACCAGAAUUUAAAAAAUAAAAACAUAUCAUGUCGAGAAACCAGUAAACUACCGUUUUCAUGAAUCCUUAGAAUAUUUUUUUUUAAAUCAAACUAUAAUUCUGUUAAGUAGACAUUUAUUAGCUUUUUUUUUAUUUCCACUUGAAAGAUACAAAUAUAACUUUUAUUCUUCAUACUUCUCAUUUUUCUGGGGAUGUUUAUUGAUUUCAUUUAGGCCUUUUGUCCAGGUCCAAUAAAGCUUAAAUAAUUUUUAGAUUG
Messenger RNA from Lymnaea stagnalis (great pond snail), 26003 nucleotides. The record is from the annotation of a GenBank genome assembly. Lineage: Eukaryota; Metazoa; Mollusca; Gastropoda; Lymnaeidae.